Messenger RNA from Suillus fuscotomentosus, 721 nucleotides. RefSeq lists its product as uncharacterized. The record is from RefSeq and is a predicted model, not a curated record. The transcript is spliced from 8 exons. The coding region runs from base 65 to 577 and encodes 170 amino acids. Lineage: Eukaryota; Fungi; Basidiomycota; Agaricomycetes; Boletales; Suillaceae.
CAGACGCGCGUCAAGUUUAGAACGACUCCAACUGACCAGAUAGACGCGCCUGUUCUUAUCCAAGAUGCCCGAAAGACGCGUGUCAUCAAUUAAACCUCCUUCACAAUCGUUAUCAGGAGACGAGGGAGACAUGGACCUCAAGGACUCUCAAGGCACCAGUGAUGACCACAACGAGGAAACGUUCGCCGUCAUCGCGGCAGAGUUCAAAGCGACAUGGGAGAAGAAGUUGAGAGGACGUGACAAUAAGAUAAUACAGACAACGCAAAAAGAACUCAACCUUGCUCUCCAGAACAAGGAAACUGAAAUCGCCAACGUCAUAAACGAUAUGGAAACCCUUCAUCAGGAUUUCCUCAAACAAUAUGCGAUUCUGGAAGACAAGAAGCGCAAGAUAACAGCUGCGAUCGCUGAAGCACAGGAAGAACUUAUACCACUCGCGAUCAAACGCCACCAAGCGAUCAUCAGCCUUGGACACGAGGUGGAGAACGGGCAACUGGAAGGAAUGGCCCUCAUCAAAGGUGCUUGCCAAUCCACCCGAGAUGUUGCCCAGGAGCUUGGGACGUUGCACUUCGAUUCCUGAAUGAUACCCGUACUAGAAUACGGCCAGCCAGGCCCACGUCAGUGGACCGUAUUUAUGAACUGCUUGACAUGUCAGGCGUUUCAUCCCCGCUACUGUAUCACCUGGGCUUGGCAUGCAGCAUGCUGCUGAAGAUCAUACACAAUA